Messenger RNA from Trypanosoma theileri, 2526 nucleotides. Its product is annotated as vacuolar-type proton translocating pyrophosphatase 1. NCBI's taxonomy places the organism in Eukaryota, Euglenozoa, Kinetoplastea, Trypanosomatida, Trypanosomatidae. Gene Ontology annotation, cellular component: membrane. The coding region runs from base 1 to 2526 and encodes 841 amino acids. Gene Ontology annotation, molecular function: inorganic diphosphate phosphatase activity; diphosphate hydrolysis-driven proton transmembrane transporter activity. The transcript has a single exon. Gene Ontology annotation, biological process: proton transmembrane transport. The record is from RefSeq and is a predicted model, not a curated record.
AUGAAGGGAGUUCUGUUCAUUGCAGCAGUGAUAUGUCUUUAUGUGGCUUCUGCAGCCACCGCACAGGACUCCACACAAACAGAGACAAUUGUGUUGAUUCCAACAAAUCAAACCAUACUUUAUUCAAAACAAAACAUUACAGAAGCAAAGACUACGGCAAAAACCAAUGUGAACAAAUCAUUACCAGUGAAAGCGAUGGGAGGAGAAACUAAUAAUAAUAAUAAGAAUAAUAAUAACAAUAAUAAUGAUAAUAAAGGCAGCAUCGGCGUGAGAACAGUAUCUACACUUAUGGGUGAUACGACAACUACAUUUAUUAUUGUAUUCUCCGCCUCCUUUGGAUUUGCCUUCGCUAUGUAUUGGUGGUAUGUGGCCUCUGAUAUUAAGAUCACCCCUGGACGAGAUCAGGGAAUGCGUAAUGUCUAUUUAACAGAUGAGGUGAUGCGAAAUGUGUAUGUGAUCAGUCAACGUGUUUCUGAGGGGGCCACUGCCUUUCUCUUUGCCGAAUACCGAUAUAUGGGUUUAUUCAUGAUGACAUUUGGUUCCUUAAUCUUUUUUCUCCUUGGCGUUGCCUUAUCUUCCCCACAAGCAGGCGUGAAAUCCGCCGAGUCCCCGUGGGUGAAUGCCGCUCUCUCUUUAUUUGCCUUCUUUACAGGCGCCUUCACAUCUGUGUUGGCGGGAUGGAUUGGCAUGCGGAUUGCGGUCUACACGAAUUGCCGAACAGCUGUGAUGGCCACAGAAGGCAGUGAUGAGGGCGAUCAAUCACGUGGAUUUGCAAUGGCGUUUCAAACGGCUUUUCGUGGGGGAAUCACAAUGGGAUUUGCCCUCACCUCCGUUGGACUCUUUUCUCUCUUCGCUACGGUGAAAGUCAUUCAGGCCUACUUUGGUGAUUUGCCGGAGAAUUUACCGGAAUUAUAUGAAUGUGUGGCGGCCUUUGGAUUGGGUGGUUCGGCAGUCGCGUGUUUUGGUCGUGUGGGCGGUGGGAUUUACACAAAAGCCGCAGACGUUGGAGCCGAUCUCGUGGGAAAGUUGGAGAAAAACAUUCCAGAAGAUGAUGCCCGUAAUCCAGGUGUGAUUGCGGAUUGUAUUGGAGAUAAUGUGGGAGAUAUUGCGGGUAUGGGAUCGGAUCUCUUUGGUAGUUUUGGUGAGGCUUCCUGUGCGGCUCUUGUGAUUGCGGCGAGUUCUGCAGAGUUGAGUGAAAACUUUACAUCCAUGAUGUAUCCACUUCUUAUUACCGCAGUGGGUAUUCUUGUUUGUAUUGGGACUGCAUUGAUUGCAGCGACUAACAGUGGUGUGCAACGGGCAGAGGAUGUGGAGCCAACACUGAAGCGACAAUUACUUCUUUCUACGGUUUGUGCCACUAUUGUAAUGGUCUUCUUAACAGACUUUGCCUUACCCGCGGAGUUUAUGAUUGGCAAUACACAUACCACCAAAUGGCGUGCACUUAUUUGUGUUUUGUGUGGUUUAUGGUCUGGUCUUAUUAUUGGAUAUACAACGGAAUAUUACACCUCUAACAGUUACCGUCCUGUUCAAGAGAUUGCGGAAGCCUGUGAGACAGGGGCGGCAACAAAUAUUAUUUAUGGUCUUGCUCUUGGUUAUGUUUCUGUGGUUCCUCCUAUUAUGGCUAUGUCUGUAACGAUUUAUACUUCUUAUCGUAUGGCAGAUCUUUAUGGUUUUGCACUUGCCGCACUUGGUAUUCUUUCUACCAUGUCUAUUGCACUUACUAUUGAUGCCUAUGGUCCUAUUUCGGAUAAUGCUGGUGGAAUUGCAGAGAUGGCACAUAUGGGGCAUGAAAUUCGUGAAAUCACAGAUGCGCUGGAUGCGGCUGGGAAUACCACUGCUGCUAUUGGUAAAGGCUUUGCGAUUGGAUCUGCCGCCUUUGUUUCUCUUGCCUUAUAUGGAGCCUAUAUCUCUCGUGUUGGGAUUCCCGUUGUGAAUAUUCUGGAUGCUCGUGUAAUGCCUGGUCUUCUUUUCGGGGCAAUGCUUCCCUAUUGUUUCUCUGCACUCACCAUGAAGGCUGUGGGAGUAGCGGCAAUGGAUAUGGUGAAUGAGAUCCGCCGGCAAUUUCAAAACCCCGCCGUCUCGGAAGGCACAGAGGAACCGGAUUAUGAAAGUUGUGUGGCCAUCGCAACAGAGGCGGCCUUGCGGGAAAUGGUGGCACCAGCGUGUUUGGUGCUUUUUACUCCACUUGUGAUGGGUGUGUUGUUUGGGCGAUAUACACUUGCGGGACUUUUGCCUGGGGCAUUAGUGUCUGGUGUGCAGGUGGCGAUUGCAGCCGCAAACACCGGUGGGGCGUGGGAUAAUGCGAAGAAGUACAUUGAACAAGGUGGAUUGCGGGAUAAGAAUAAGGGAAAAGGAUCGCCACAACAUGCCGCCGCAGUGAUUGGAGAUACCGUGGGAGAUCCACUAAAGGAUACCUCCGGACCAGCGUUGAAUAUUCUUAUUAAAUUAAUGGCUAUCAUUUCUGUUGUGUUUGCACCAGUCUUUCAGUCAAAACUCGGUGGAGUACUUUUGGCAUUGAUUGAAUGA